AAUUGAACCACAAUAGAUUAACUCACAGACGUCUGUCAGCUUUUUUUUUUUUAAAGAAUUGCUCAAGAAUUAACAUGGAGAACGUUGAUGAUUUGGACACUUCAAGCACAACUGUUUUUAGCAAUAUAGAUACAGUUAGUGGAACAGACCGACAUCAGAAAGCCGCUGACAAAAACAUUCCUGAAUAUCGCUGUGAGAUUUGUAGAAAGACAUUCUCUUCAGAAGAUGAAGUCGUCACACACAAAGAAAUACACAAGAAGGAAAAACUGUUCCAUUGUGAUAUCUGUGGGAAAGCUUUCACCCGGAAUUCUCAUGUUGUAGUUCACAAACGUAGUCACACGGGAGAAAAACCAUUCCAUUGCGAAAUAUGUGAGAAGUCUUUUGUUUCUAAUAGCGUCCUAGCAACACACAAACGGAUCCACACGGGAGAGAAACCCUAUCAUUGUGAAAUCUGCGGGAAAUCUUUUGUCUCAAAUAGUGAUUUAACGAUCCACAAACGGAUCCAUAGUGGGGAAAAGCCGUAUCACUGUGAAAUCUGUGGGAAAAGAUUUGUUAAUAAUAGUAAUUUAACGACGCACAGAAGUAUUCACGUUGGGGAAUCGCCCUAUUAUUGUGAAAUAUGUAGGAAAUAUUUCGUGAAGAGUAGUAAUUUAACGAGACAUAAACGAAUUCACUCUGGAGAAAAACCGUUCCACUGUGACAUAUGUGAGAAAUCUUUCUCUGAUAAAUCUAGUCUUGCGUUCCAUGAAAGACAACACUCUGGAGAAAAACCAUAUCGUUGUGAAAUUUGUUCAAAAUCGUUCUCUCAGAAAUCUAGGCUUGUAGUUCAUGAAAGACUACACACAGGAAUAAAACCUUAUCAUUGUCAAAUAUGUGAAAAAUAUUUUGUCUCAAAUAUUGGUCUCAAAAAACACUUAAGAAUACACACGGGGGUAAACCCUUUCAGCUGCGAAAUAUGUGGAAAGUCUUUCACGCAAAAUUCUAGUCUUCAAAUACACAAGCUUAAUCACAUAGGAGAAAAACCUUUUCAUUGUGAUAUAUGUGGGAAGUCUUUCAGUCAAAAUUCUAGCCUUCAUAUCCACAAACGUAGUCACACUGGGGUAAAGCCUUAUCGCUGUGACAUAUGUGGGAAGUCUUUCACGCAAAAUUCUAGCCUUCAUAUCCACAAACGUAGUCACACGGGAGAGAAACCUUACCAUUGCGAAAUCUGUGGGACAUGGUUUGUGUCUAGCAGUGACUUAACAAGGCACAUACGGAUCCACACGGGGGAAAAACCUUUUCACUGUGAAGUCUGUGGAAAAUCCUUUUCUCAGAGUUCUAGUGUUGUUAUCCACAAACGAAGCCACACGGGACGAAAGACAUUAUUAUCGUAAAAAAUGGAGGAAAUUGUUUGUCAGGUGUAGCAAAAUGGCAAAACACAAAAGGGUUCACCCUGGAUGGAAACAUUUUCAGUUGUAAAACAUAAUAAAUGCAUUUUUUUUUGAGAACAUUUUAUGAUAAUGAAAUUGUGUUAGAAAUCAUUUUCUUUAUCUGAAAUAAGAUCUGUUCACCGUUCUGUUUUGUAGAGGCACAUGGCCUAGCGGUUAGAGCAGCGGACUCGCGGUCGAGGGAUCACGGGUUCGAAUCUCAGACCAGACGAUGUGUGUGUGUUUAUGAGCGAAACACCUAAG
Messenger RNA from Octopus sinensis (East Asian common octopus), 1670 nucleotides. RefSeq names its product zinc finger protein 431-like. Lineage: Eukaryota; Metazoa; Mollusca; Cephalopoda; Octopoda; Octopodidae. Gene Ontology annotation, molecular function: RNA polymerase II transcription regulatory region sequence-specific DNA binding; DNA-binding transcription factor activity, RNA polymerase II-specific. The transcript has a single exon. Gene Ontology annotation, cellular component: nucleus. The coding region runs from base 75 to 1373 and encodes 432 amino acids. Gene Ontology annotation, biological process: regulation of transcription by RNA polymerase II. The record is from RefSeq and is a predicted model, not a curated record.